This is a messenger RNA of Mucor mucedo, 1759 nucleotides long. RefSeq names its product thioredoxin-like protein. The transcript is spliced from 5 exons. Lineage: Eukaryota; Fungi; Mucoromycota; Mucoromycetes; Mucorales; Mucoraceae. Gene Ontology annotation, molecular function: protein disulfide isomerase activity. Gene Ontology annotation, cellular component: endoplasmic reticulum. Bases 35 to 1660 code for a protein of 541 amino acids. The record is from RefSeq and is a predicted model, not a curated record.
CUUUCUUCUUCUUUAUCUUUUUUGUUUAUCAAGUAUGGUUCGUUUAUUUACAAUUGCUGCUACAGUAGCUCUGCUUCAAUAUUCUGCUCAAGCUUUGAAUAUUGGAGAAGUCACACCAAACACAAUUGAUAAUAACAAAGAUAGCUCCUUGUUUGUUGAAUAUUACAGCCCAGAGUGUCAACAUUGCAGUGAAUUCGAACCUAAAUGGUCGCAACUCGCGAAAAGUCAUCCUGGUGCAACAUUUGCAAAGUUAAACUGUGCUAAUCAUCUCGAUUACUGUAAAGAAAAGGGUAUAGUCCGUGUCCCCACUAUUCAAAUGCAAAGUGGAGGAGGUGCAUGGAAAGAAUACACGGGCGAUUUUUCAUUGGAGGACGUGAACGAAUACAUCAAGGCAAAUCAAGCGAAACGCAAUGAACACGGUGAGUCCUUCCCGAUUGUCUCCUCGAAACAAAUUCAUAGCAUGAUCUCCAGUAAAGAACCUUGGUUUGUCAAAUUUUAUGCUCCUUGGUGCGGUCAUUGUAAACAUCUCGCUCCUGUUUGGGAAGAAUUGGCCAAGGAAUUGCAAGGUCAAAUCAAUCUUGCUGAAGUCAACUGUGAAUCUCAUAAAGCUAUUUGUGAAGAAUUCAAAGUAGCUGGUUUACCUACUCUCCUCUACUUUGUGCAUGGCUCUUCAUUGGAAUACAAUGGUGAAAGAAGUUUAGAAAAGUUAAAGGACUACGCGCUUCAAAAAGCAGGUUCUCCUAUCCAAAACGUUGAAUCCGAUGAAGAAUUACAAGAAUUAUUUGAUGGUCGCGAUGUCAACUUUGUUCAUAUUACGCACCCUCAACAACAAGCGUCCACCACGGGCGAGGAGGAGGACUCUAUCUCCUUUUUGGAAUCCAUUGCUGCUCCCUUCAUGAAGACCUUACCCUUCUUUUCAACCUCCGAUAAAAAGACCGCGCUUCGUUUCAACUUGCAAGAAAGCGAUCUCCCCGCUUCCGUGAUUGUCAAGGACGGUACCUUCAAACGCUUCACAUCUCCUUUAAAAGAUCUUGCCUCUUGGCUUAUCGAGGAAAGUCAACCUCUUGUCACACGUGUUUUACCCGCUAACUCAAGACAAGUGCUCAAGGGAGAACACAUCGUGGUCUUGGGUAUCACCGAUCCAGAGGACACCGAAUCACAAUCCAAGUUGCGUAGUAUAGCCAAAAUCUAUCGUGACGAACAAGGUGGUAAAGAGAUUAGAUUUGCUCAAUUGGAUGGUAAGAAAUGGGGUAAAUUCAUCACACGUGCGUAUCAUAUUCAAAGUGAUAAAUUGCCUGCGUUGGUUAUCUUGGACCCCCAAUCCCAACUUUAUUAUGAUCAACAGGCAGAUCAGACCCGAUUCUCCUUGAUGAAUGAUUCUCCUCAGACGAUCUUGAAGGCUGCUCAGUCCUUGGAUACCUUAAUAGGUCAUUCCACAGCUCCCUCGCAAACAAUGGGUAAAGUCAAGGCCUUCUUUGUGUUCUUUGGAGAUCAUUGGAUGUACGUUACACCCGUCCUCUUUGGUGCAUUUGCUCUCCUCUUUCAUUACAUGACCAAGGAAGAAGGUCAAGUCAAGACAAGAGAACAAGUAAAAGAAGCUGCUAAAAAGACAGUUGAACAGAAUAAGGAAAAGAAGGCUGCCCAAAACAAGGCUGAUUAAUUAAUUAAAAUAUAUAGUUUUUUUUUUUUCUGUUUUUCUUUUUUUUACGUUGCAUUUAAAAUUUACAAAGUUAAUUAAAAAAAAAAAAAAAAAAAAAAA